AUGUCUCUCGAUCUUGUUCGCCAAUAUAUUCAAACGGCUCUGGCCCACCUCCCCGACCCGGCCCAGCAAUGGCUGCGCAACCCAACCAUCCAGAAGGUGCUGGCCGUCGUGGUCGCGCUGGGCCUGUUGCGCUCCGCCAACCGUUGUCUAUCGCAGUGGGCUUUGAACAAUUGGCGGCGCAGUGACCCAUGGCGCUCCACACGCGAGUUGGUCUUGUUGACCGGUGGGUGCAGUGGAAUUGGUCGCCAGGUCAUGGAGGAUCUGGCGCGGACGGGCGUGCGAGUGGUGAUUCUGGAUAUCAACGAACCAACCUUCCAAUUGCCGGCCAAUGUCUCGUUCUAUCGUGCCAAUAUCACCUCCUCGGAGAAUAUUGCCGAUGUGGCCAAGACGAUUCGGAGCAACCAUGGCGAACCUACGGUGUUGAUCAACAACGCUGGCGUCGCCUACGAAGGCACGAUUCUGGAGAAGCCCGAGGCCAAGAUCCGCCAGACUCUCGAUGUGAACACCUUCGCGCACUUCCUGAUGGUCAAGGAGUUCCUGCCGGCCAUGGUCCGCGCCAACCAUGGCCACAUCAUUACCGUGGCCAGUAUGGCCAGCUUUGUUGGACUGGCCGAGAUGACCGACUACUGCUGUUCCAAGGCCAGUGCUCUGGCCUUCCACGAGGGUCUCCGCCAGGAAUUGCGGUUCUGGUACAACGCGCCCAAAGUGCGAACGAGUGUGAUCCACCCGAUGUGGGUACGGACGCCCAUGAUCAAGAUGCUCACCGACCACGAAAAGCAUUUCAGGCAACCCAUCAUGACGGUGCAGGUGGUCUCGGAUGCCAUCUGCAAGCAGGUCCUAACGCAAAACAGUGGCCAGAUUAUCCUGCCCGCCAGCCAAUCUGUGGCUAGCACGAUUCGGGGCAUGCCGGCGUGGAUGCAGGAGGGCAUUCGUGCCGUCGUGUCGCAGAGCUUCCGGAAACUCCGGCACGCGCAGCAACAGGAGGCGUCGUAG
Penicillium alfredii is the source of this 993-nucleotide messenger RNA. RefSeq lists its product as uncharacterized. The transcript is spliced from 2 exons. Bases 1 to 993 code for a protein of 330 amino acids. The record is from RefSeq and is a predicted model, not a curated record. Lineage: Eukaryota; Fungi; Ascomycota; Eurotiomycetes; Eurotiales; Aspergillaceae. Gene Ontology annotation, molecular function: oxidoreductase activity, acting on the CH-OH group of donors, NAD or NADP as acceptor.